Clonostachys rhizophaga is the source of this 462-nucleotide messenger RNA. Lineage: Eukaryota; Fungi; Ascomycota; Sordariomycetes; Hypocreales; Bionectriaceae. The record is from the annotation of a GenBank genome assembly.
AUGUCCACCGAAGCAACCGCACACCGAUUCUUCUCCGCGGCCCGGUUCGCCGUUGUCGGCGCCAGCUCAAACCCAGCCAAGUUUGGCCACAAGGUGCACGCAUGGUAUCUGGCCCAUAAGCUUCCUGUCACGCCCGUCAACCCAGGUUCUGGGUCUGUUACCGUCGGCGGCCAGGAUUACCCAACAGUCAAGAACGUCCAGGAGCUGGCGGACCCUCAGAACACCGGUGUCUCUAUCAUUACACCUCCGCCUGUUACCCUUGAUGUGCUCAAGGCAGCCAAGACUGCUGGCAUCCCCGCUGUGUGGCUGCAGCCGGGUACGUUUAACAAGGAGGUACUCGACUUUGCCCUGGCAGAUGGAGCUUUCGAUGCCGUUGUCUACGGGGAUGGAGGUAGGGGAAGUGAAGGCUGGUGUGUUUUAGUUGAUGGAGAGAAGGCAUUGAAGGAUCUUGGCAAGCUGUGA